UAAUAACCGUCAAGCUUACGGCCUGUUCAACACACUCUGUAUAUCUCCUGUUCAGAGGAGACUUUGCAAGCCACAACCUGGCCAUAUCCUAGAUCGACUGCACAAUUUCCGCAGAUUCUGCAUUAUGGCGACCAUAGGAGGAGACGUGACGCUCUUCGAAGAGACUUUCACCGUGACCAAUUACGAUCAAUCGAAAUAUGAUCGUGUGGCGCGCAUCUCCGCGACAUCGGCCGAUAAUCAAACCAUUAUGACCCUUGAUAUCAACAUUGAGCUCUUCCAGUGCGCCGUAUCGGACAAUCUGCACGUGGUGCUUGUGACUUCGCUUGCACACGAUGGGAGCAAGGAUGACGAGAAAGGUUGGCGUGACAUUUCCAAAGGCCGCAGUGCCGGGAGUGAAGCGACACUGGCCGAUAUGUUCGACUACGUAUGCCAUGGCAAGAUCUACAAAUUUGAGGAUGCGGACGAUGGGCAGAUCAUCAAGGCAUAUAUCUCGUUCGGCGGCCUUCUGAUGUCUCUCGAAGGCCCAUACAAGAAACUGACCCCUCUGCGAGUCGACUACACGUACUUGCUCGUCAAGAAAUGAACCGAGAGUUUAGAAACAUCAA
This is a messenger RNA of Sodiomyces alkalinus F11, 605 nucleotides long. RefSeq names its product DNA-directed RNA polymerases I. Gene Ontology annotation, biological process: DNA-templated transcription. The record is from RefSeq and is a predicted model, not a curated record. Gene Ontology annotation, cellular component: RNA polymerase I complex; RNA polymerase II, core complex; RNA polymerase III complex. Bases 125 to 583 code for a protein of 152 amino acids. Gene Ontology annotation, molecular function: DNA-directed RNA polymerase activity. NCBI's taxonomy places the organism in Eukaryota, Fungi, Ascomycota, Sordariomycetes, Glomerellales, Plectosphaerellaceae. The transcript is spliced from 2 exons.